CUUCUCUCGAUACUAGGCUCUAUACAAACCGCACCCUUGAUUUAUUAAUGCUCCUCAACAACAACUGUGCUGUUUCGGACAACUCCCAAUUCGCAAGUACCAUGCCAUUGCAUUAAAAAGAAGAAAUCGAUGAGGAGAAGAAGCGCAGAGAGAUGAGGAAGAAGAGCCUGGUGGCUUUGCUGGUUCUCGCCAUUGUCGUUAUUGGGUUCACCAUCUCUCACAAGGAGGAAAUACAAAAGGAAGAUAUCCAUGAAAUCACUCAUAGAGUGUACUUGGAUGUGAAUAUUGAUGGUCAGCAUGCUGGUAGAAUUGUUAUUGGCUUGUAUGGUCAGGUGGUCCCAAAAACUGUUGAAAAUUUCAGAGCUCUAUGUACAGAUGAGAAAGGGAUAGGCAUCAAUGGGAAGAAAUUACACUACAAAGGUACACCCUUUCACCGUAUCAUCCCUGGCUUUAUGAUGCAAGGUGGUGACAUCCUUCAUGGAGAUGGAAGGGGGAGCGAAUCCAUUUAUGGAGGAACUUUUCCUGAUGAAAAUUUCAAGAUUAAACAUUCCAGUGCAGGUAUCGUGUCCAUGGUGAAUAACGGCCCUGAUUCUAAUGGAUCCCAAUUCUUCAUAACCACUGUUAAGACUAGCUGGCUGGAUGGGGAGCAUGUUGCUUUUGGGAAGGUAAUUCAAGGUAUGGACACUGUCUUUGCAAUAGAGGGAGGGGCAGGGACAUAUGAUGGAAAGCCUCGGAAAAAAGUUGAUAUAGCUGAUUCAGGGGAGAUACUGUUAAACAAGUUGGAGGAGGAUUUCAAUUCAUAACCAUAUUCUGCAUCUGGAUUACUGAAUGAUGCAUCAAGGCAGUCCAUCCACUGCUGAUUACUGUAUCUUAUCCACGAGAACUGAAUCAGAAACAUUGAGAGUUCUUCUUAUUAGGGCAUCUAGCCAGUUUGACACUUUUUUCAUUAGGUUAGCUGUGCGGAAGCUUAGCUCUGAUCUUAUCAGGAGCUCUAAUUAGUGAGUUCAUUAUUGUACAUUAAAUCAUUCGUUUGAUGUAACACAGUAACUGUUGUAAAGGAA
This is a messenger RNA of Amborella trichopoda, 1061 nucleotides long. Its product is annotated as Cyclophilin-like peptidyl-prolyl cis-trans isomerase family protein. The record is from RefSeq and is a predicted model, not a curated record. NCBI's taxonomy places the organism in Eukaryota, Viridiplantae, Streptophyta, Magnoliopsida, Amborellales, Amborellaceae. Gene Ontology annotation, cellular component: intracellular membrane-bounded organelle; cytoplasm. Gene Ontology annotation, biological process: protein peptidyl-prolyl isomerization; protein folding. Gene Ontology annotation, molecular function: peptidyl-prolyl cis-trans isomerase activity; cyclosporin A binding.